GCAGGGAGAGAAAGGGCCGUGCACAGCCCGCAAGAGGGAGAGCCAUGCCAGGCACUGGCAGCAGUGUGGGGUGGGGUGGGGAGCAGAGAUGCAGUGUCAUUGCCCGUGGCUGGUGGCAAGCUGGCUGGAGCCGCAGGGCUGGCAGCUGUCCGUGCAGACUGCCGGCUGCUGUUCUGGCCCCAUGCUGGCUCCUGUCCCUGGGAGUGCUGGAGCCGGUUUAGGAUCAGUGUGCUGCUAAGCACAGCACAGCGUUUCCCUUCUGUGGUCCCCUAUUUCUGCAUCAGACAUCUGGCAGGACCCUCCUGGCCUCCUUCCAUCUCAUUCACCACAGUUUCCAGUGAUUUUGCAGCACUGCUUCAGGCUGCAGUAGCAUUGGAGCAGGAGAAACCCCCUCGCCCCAGCAACUUGAGGGCAAGACUGCUUUUGCAGCCCCUUUCAUGCAAUUCAAACCCAGCACCAUUCAAUCAGCACUGCUUUUUCAGAUGUGCAGUUCACCAGCUCCAGCACCUCUCCCCUUGUUUCCAUGUGAAUUCACAACUGGAAAGUCCCCACAUCCUAUGGCAAAUGCCAUCUGGUCGCUUCCCAGCUCAAAGCUGUUUGCAGCAAGCAGAGGAGAGGCUAAAGCAGUGAGGAUGCUCGCAGGUGCUGCAGCCAGCCAUAGCAAGCAAACCUGUAACCUAAUGUGCCUGACAUGAAGAUGUGCCUUUGAGCCUCAGACUUUGUCACAGACCCAGCGCGGUCCUCUGAUGUGACCAGCACGUCCGGCUGUGCAGUUCAAUCUCUUAACAAGCCCUUCCAACGUGGAGAGGAUCCCUGAGAUGAUGGAAGGGCUUUAGCAAGCUCUUCAGCAUGUGUUGCAAUGGAAGGCCUGAAAAUUUAAACCUUUUUUGCAGCUGAGAUGCAGCAACAACUGUUAGAGGGGGACCAAACUUUGGUACUGGCUUCUUCAACCCAUCCUGAAUCAGUAGAUUCAGACAAAAACCAUGGUUUUGGCCACGAACCUGGACUUGUGCAAUUGGUGAAUUAUUACAGGGGAGCAGACAAGCUGUGCCGCAAAGCAUCCCUGGUGAAGCUAAUCAAGACAAGCCCUGAGCUAUCAGAGUCUUGCACGUGGUUUCCCGAGUCAUAUGUGAUUUAUCCAACAAACUUGAAGACCCCUGUGGCUCCGGCACAGAAUGGAAUUCGCCAUCUCAUAAACAACACGAGGACAGAUGAGAGGGAAGUCUUCUUGGCAGCUUACAACAGGCGUCGGGAAGGCAGAGAAGGCAAUGUGUGGAUUGCCAAGUCCUCGGCUGGUGCCAAAGGGGAAGGAAUCCUGAUUUCUUCAGAGGCUUCAGAGCUCCUGGAUUUCAUUGAUGAGCAGGGACAAGUGCACGUGAUUCAGAAAUACCUGGAGAAGCCUCUUCUUUUGGAGCCAGGGCAUCGCAAGUUUGAUAUCAGGAGCUGGGUUCUCGUGGAUCAUCUGUAUAAUAUCUACCUCUACAGAGAGGGUGUCCUGCGGACCUCUUCCGAACCAUAUAACAGUGCUAAUUUCCAGGACAAAACCUGCCACCUGACCAAUCACUGCAUUCAGAAGGAAUAUUCCAAAAAUUAUGGGCGGUAUGAGGAAGGGAAUGAAAUGUUCUUUGAAGAGUUCAACCAGUAUCUGAUGGAUGCCCUGAACACAACGCUUGAGAAUAGCAUCUUAUUGCAAAUCAAACACAUAAUAAGAAGCUGCCUUAUGUGUAUAGAGCCUGCAAUCAGCACAAAGCAUCUUCACUACCAGAGCUUCCAGCUCUUUGGCUUUGACUUCAUGGUUGAUGAGGAGUUGAAAGUCUGGCUCAUAGAAGUCAAUGGGGCUCCAGCUUGUGCCCAGAAGCUAUAUGCAGAACUCUGCCAAGGAAUUGUGGAUGUAGCCAUCUCUAGCGUUUUCCCCCUUGCUGACACUGGACAGAAGACAAGUCAGCCAACAUCGAUCUUUAUCAAACUGUGAUGAUUACAGGAGUGCAUCUGCUGCGCGCAAGAAGAGACUGCACCCAUUGGGCCAGCACUGUCUAAUGGCUUAUCUCAGUAUUAUGCCAAAAAGUGAUAGGGACAGGCUUCUCUUUUUUUCUGGAAAGUCAUGGAGAAAAACAACAAAACAGGCAUCCACAUAAAGCUGCGAUGAUCCAGAGCUGCUGGGACAACUCUGCCUGCAUUCACCAAAAUCUACUUUAGAAACAGCUCAUGUGACUUUGAUACCUGAAACAAAUCUCUGGGAGUAUAGCAAAAUAACCUUAAGAUGAAACCCCAACAGGGAUACUAUAAUACUGUAUUAGCUCCUCCUUUUCUAUAGAGAUAACGUGGGUUUUUUUUUUUUAAGGCAGUUGAGUGAAGAAUACAGUGAUCUUCUGGGAUAUCAUGGUUGGAAAGUUUUACUCCUCCCACUAUGUUUCUUCUUUCCUCACCUACUGCAUCAUUAGUGCCUUAGCUCAGCUCCAAAUAGGUGACUCCUUUCCUUUGUUCCUGCUCUAUCCUGCAGAAAGGAACAAGCUGCCUUGCAUCACAGGAUGCAUAACACCAGGAACACCAAGAAUUCAGUUUCCUUGGGUAUUUUCAAAGCUGGCUGGCUGAACACCCAAGCAAUGACUGGCAAGGAUGCUGUUGGAAAAGGUGCUGAACUGCAGGCGGUGAAUUAACCCAAGCAGGGAAGGCAGUUUGUUUAUUAUAGUUAUCCCUUUUCCUAAUGAGAUUUGAUCAGUUUCCAUCCAAGUCUGAUGCAGUUGGAUUCUGUUUAAAACAGGUAGAGAGACUUUCCCUUGGGGCUCACCUGCAGGCUAUAGGAUUCCUAGCAUCACUUCUGUGCUAAGAGUGUUUCAAAUAGCUGGAACCCAAACUUCUCAGCUUCUGAGACACUGAUGUGAAUUUAGGCUCUUCUCUCAGUUUCACCUUUACGCCCUUGAGGCUUGCAUCUGAAACCUUUCAACUCAAAUGAUUUUUAUCCUUUUUGAUCCAAUCAAUUUGAUUCUCUUCUAUUUGACAAUUUACUACCACAAUCCACAGCUCAGUCCCAGCUAAGGGGAAGAUGGGUGAGAUAUUGCAGACCACGAGAUUUCUUGUGUGUAGGUUUGCCACACAGCUGGGACAGGAUGAUAUUCUUGUGGGGAAGUUAAAUUCCUUGAGGACCCUGAAUUUCAGAGCUAACAUCUACUCUGAGUACAUCCUAAGUCCUUGGCAUACUACCCGUUCUGUGAAGUUCAUCUGAAUUUUUAGCGUAAGCCCAGAAUAUCCUUCCUAAGCUUAAUGCUCUCUGUGGAGCACUGCUGCAUUUCUAACAGCAGCUGUGUGAGUGGUAUCUGUGCCAUACCCCAGAUUUUCAUAUGAAGAGUCAAAAUUCAACAAUUAGCUCUCCCUCUUCAAGAGACUGUAACAGUGUCUGCGAAGAACUGAGUGCUCACAGGGUGCUGCACACUGGUGGUCCUGGGUUAGGAGUUUCUUUCCAUGUUGCACACGAUGCGUGGAUGUAUGUUAGCUCUGAGGUUACAUGUUUGAAAACAUGCUUCAGGGCAGAUUGCAAACAAGUGCCUGCUCAAGCAGCACAGAACUGAUUCCCAGUGAGGAGGGAAGGACAUGGAUUGUCUGACUGAGAUCUCCACACACUGCGUAGGAAACCAUCAUGGAAAACUGCAGCUCGGGGGGUUUGAAUUGAUCGCAGCAGGAGAGCAGAGUGUGCUGCUGAGGUCAGGACUGUGUUUUGCUGCCUCUGGCAGGGAGAGAUGGUUGGCACAGAAAUAAACUGGUUCCAGUUACCCAAAAUAAACAAAUGAGGAGAUCGUGGAGGUUACAGGCUUCUGGCUGCCUGUGUGUAAUGGGAUGCAAAUCAAGGAGUGGGAUUUCUGCCUCUCACAAGAUCCUGGCGCUGUGAUGUACUUAUCUCUGCUCAUGAAAUGUCAAAGGUCUUUGUGCCAGCCAAAGGGUCUGCAACCAGACAGUCCUGCCACCUUUCUGUAGGCAGAACUGAAGUGUACUGGCCUCCUUGGAGUAAGGCAUUUUGAUCGUACUGUAAUGGCACAGACAUUCUUUGCAAAAUACUGUGAAUCCACGCAUGGCGCCAUUUCACACCAGGCUGCUUAAAUCCAGAAGGGAACAGAGCACUUGGCAAGACCCAGCAGAAGCGCUGCAGAAAGGAAGCAUUCCAGAAGGCCACACGAACAUCUCUGGAGUUGUAAAUGCUCUGAGUGCUGCGUCGAUCAGCAUCUGCCCACUGUGGCAGGCAUGAGGUGGGCUGGUGCACACUGAGCAGUGACCAGGAGCAGUAGCUACAGGAGAUGGGCUUUGCUGUGUUCCUCUGUGCUGUGUGCAAAGGAGGCUGGGCUGCGGGUGCUGUGGGGUGGUUUUGUUUCUGAGCAGGACCCCCAAGUGCCGGGUUUGGUCUCUGGCUUUGGAACUUGUGUGUAUGCUGAAGGGUCACCGUGAACUCUUUGGCUCAGGAGGCAGUGGGGAAGUAGUGAGUCGUGGACUGGGAGAGAGGGGAUGUGGGAAAAGAACUGGUUGGUUUUUUUUUUAAUCUUACGGUAGCAUAUGAGGUGUCAAAAUUUCCAUGCAAACCAGGCAAAGUAUGGUGGUAGCAUUCUAUGGUAAACGAUUAGGCUAUAAUGGUUAACAGGCAAAGCUACCUGUUCACCAUGUCUCCGUUGGCAUUUUCGUGUUAGCUUAAAAUUAGCUUAAGCUAAUGUGAACUUUAACAAUACAACUUCUUCCCCAGCAAAGACAGGAUCUGAUAGCAGUCACCCUGGUCCAGGAUGUGUGUGAGGUGACAGGAGACACCGAACACACUCAAGCCCUAGAGCUACUCAGUGUGCAAAGUGAGAAAAGAAAAUGUUCCCUGUCAUAAAGAAAUGAAAAACACUCGAGCCAUCUUUAUUUUCUUCUCAAAAGGGAAAUGCAAAAAAUCAAAUUGCUCCCUUUCUCAGUGGACAGAUCCAUGCUCAUGGAGUGGCAUAUGGCCAGGAAAGCAGCCUGGGCGCAGGAAGAUGCAGCGUCCUUCACAGGAGCAGUGGACAGCCAGGAGAAGCGCCGACUCAGGAACAUCUGCCCAACUCUUAAGGCCUUUUCUUCCCAUUUUCAUCUGGGAUUGCACUGUGGUACGUUACCACCUGGCUGUUUCUGCUGCUCCCUUAAAAGUAGGGCUUCUGUUCAGUGGUAAAGCCAUGACUACAGGUGAUGUAGCUGCUUAUAACUUGUACUUCAGCUGGGUUUUGGGGAGUUGGUGAUUCAGGGACACUUUGAUCAUUGGUAUCCUUACUGAAUUCUUAAAAAUAAGCAACAGCUGCUGGAGGAAAACAGCAGGUACUGCCUAUGACUGUUUACCACCUGCCCUCAACAUGCUUACUGAGGUAAAGCACGGGUGGAAAAUGAUAGAGGACAGACAGCAGAGUGCCUGAGCUCCUGUCCAAUAUAUUAGCCAAGCAGGAGAGGACAGGCAUGUGGCUGAGGCCUGAGCACUGCAGCUGUGGGUGCGCCUUGCAAGCAAUGCUCACAAACCCUUUGGAGACUUUGGGUUGGCUUUUUUUAGAAAAAUGCAAAAACAAAUGUUUUCUAGCUCAUUUCAGCUAAAAGGUCAAUAGAAUAGGUCUUAGUCUCUUUCCUAAGCUUUUGCAAAGGAUGGUGCUGGGUUUGAAGAAGAUACCCAACAUAUGGCGGGAUGUCUCAAAUCUUAGUUCAGUGUCAGCCGUGAAGGAUGUAGGACCCAGGUGCUCUGGCUGUUGACCAGCAGGGUCUGGUCCAGCAGGAAUCUGGGUCUCUGUGUGGCAGCAACAGCUCCUGUGCUCCUACCGAAGGCCAUGAAAAACACCGGAGAAGUCUGUGGAGGUCUUAUAUGCUGCUUCACCCGGCUGCUGUGACCUGUUGUCAUCAGUGCCCUUUAGGACUGCUCGCAUGUCCCCUGUCCUAUCAUUUAGUGUUCUCUACAUGCAGCUCUGCCUGAGGGAGCUGCACCACGCCAUACAUGCGUUAAUGGUGGUGUCUCAUUCCCGGUGUCAGCUACUGCAGAGAGCCACGGCGCGGACAGCAGCCGAUGCCGGGGGUGUGUGGGACACUCCUGCGACAGCUCUGGGUCUCCCUGCUGGCUGCCUGCACGUCAGCAUGCACGUGUACAGCUGGCGGGGCUCCCAGCUUGUGCUUUUCCAGCCGAUGUGUCCAUGUCUGUCCUCAAGCAUCAUUAAAACAAGCGAAUCUCCCUG
Molecule: messenger RNA, 6200 nt
Organism: Gallus gallus (chicken)
Lineage: Eukaryota; Metazoa; Chordata; Aves; Galliformes; Phasianidae
Gene: TTL
Product: tubulin tyrosine ligase
Exons: 7
Coding region: 899-1972 (357 amino acids)
Biological process (GO): protein modification process
Source: RefSeq, a predicted model, not a curated record